AAAUGAUACAGUAGACUGAUUAGAAUGCCUAAAUUAAUGUUUAACGUAUUUUGAAACUCAAAACCCGAGUAGCAAAAAUGAAGACCAGAAGCGUAUUCAUCUGUCUCUGUCUUCUGCUCUGUAUCGACAAAGUCAAUGGUAACUGUGGCAAAAAUUCUGACGGCAGUAGCUGCAACAAGGGAAAUGGUGGUGGAGGGUCGGAUACAGAUACAACCACACAAGCAGUAACCACCGUCCAACCACCUGCACCGACAACCACUGUUCAACAAGCAACAACUACCACGACACAACCACCAGCGACGACUACCACUACAACAGAACAAUCUACAACCACCAUUCCCACCACAACAGAGCCACCAACAACCACCACCACUACACAGACAACCACCACACCGGAAACUACCACCACAGGGACAACAACAACCACAGCUCCUCCGAGAGUGUAUUCUACGGCAUUAGAAAUGUCAACAUUCAUAGAGGACACUUUCAUAAAAUCCACUAAGACUUACGACAACUUGAUAUUCCCAAGAAAAAAUUUUAAUAAGACCAUAGAGGUAGACAUUAACUUCAGCUUAAUUGCAAUCACGGAUUUAGACGAAAUAGCUGGAACGCUGGAGGUGAUUGGGAUACUGACUCUGACUUGGUAUGAUGAGUUAGUGGAUGAUUCUUAUGAUAGUGACGCCCAUGGUAAAUUCUCCGAAAUUGCUAUCCCUCAUAGAUUUGUCUGGAAGCCUCCCGUCUCUCUGUUCAAUUCGGCGUCAGCCAUUGUUCCCGUUGGGGAUGAUUCUAACUAUGUUCGAAUGUACAGGAUCAUAGAUCCGACUGAUCCCUACAAUAAUCACGGUAAAAUGGAAUGGAGACCUGGUGUGGUGACAAAAACUGGAUGUGUAGUAGAUGUGGCAUAUUUCCCCUUUGAUAGACAAACUUGUAACAUAACCUUCACACACUGGGGUUACAGUGACAAAGAAGUUGUAUUUGUACCCACUGCAUCAAGUUUGGAUCUAAGAGAUUAUACCCCAUCAGACGAAUGGACACUCUCAAAUACAAAACUGAUUGUUGAAACUCUGGAUGGUGGUUCUUUUGUCAAAAUGGAAAUAACGCUGGCACGAAAGCCAACAUACUAUUUGGUGAACUUUUUCUUGCCCAUUAUAAUUUUGGGUAUUCUAAAUGCUUUGGUAUUUGUCCUUCCACUUGAGAGUGGAGAAAGGGUCGGUUACUCCGUCACAGCAUUUUUAGCAUUUGCAGUUUACUUAACUUUAAUUGCAGACGGAAUGCCUAGAACAUCUGAGCCAAUGGCAAUCCUUAGUUACUUUCUUAUGUCAAUGGUAGUUGUUAGUGCCGUGGCUACCAUCAUAACUAUCUUCACACUCCGCGUCUACCUGAAGGAUGAGGAUGAUCCUGUACCUUCGUGUCUUGCCCUCUUCAUCGCGUGUCUUAAUUGUCGAGUCUGCAGGAGGGAUGAUGACGACGAGGAGGAAGAAGAGGAGAUGCCAUUAUUAACUACAGAUGAACUCGAGUUAGAAAGAAUGAGACAAGGAUCAGCUAGGAAAUCGCGAUUAGCUGUUGAUGACAUUGAGAGUUUUUCAAUCGAUGAUUCCCCUGAGAAUCGCUAUGACGUGGACUGGAAGCUUGUGGCCAGUACUUUGGAUGUGUUUUCUCUUCUAGCUAUUCUAGGAGGAAGUGUGGCCAUUGCAAUUGUGUUUUUGGUUCCAUUGGUUGCUCAGAUGUAGAAUGGUAUGUGUCUGUAGUAUAUGGUUUAAUCUCAUUUUAGAUUCAAAGAUUUAACCAAAACAAGCAAACCUAUAUGCAUCCAUAAAUUCUGUCUUAUGUUUACAUAAAAAAAAACCUGCACGUU
Molecule: messenger RNA, 1855 nt
Organism: Saccostrea cuccullata (small rock oyster)
Lineage: Eukaryota; Metazoa; Mollusca; Bivalvia; Ostreida; Ostreidae
Product: neuronal acetylcholine receptor subunit alpha-9-like
Exons: 1
Coding region: 78-1730 (550 amino acids)
Biological process (GO): nervous system process; chemical synaptic transmission; monoatomic ion transmembrane transport
Cellular component (GO): plasma membrane; synapse; neuron projection
Molecular function (GO): transmembrane signaling receptor activity; excitatory extracellular ligand-gated monoatomic ion channel activity; transmitter-gated monoatomic ion channel activity involved in regulation of postsynaptic membrane potential
Source: RefSeq, a predicted model, not a curated record